Messenger RNA from Penicillium arizonense, 336 nucleotides. RefSeq lists its product as uncharacterized. Bases 1 to 336 code for a protein of 111 amino acids. Gene Ontology annotation, molecular function: protein binding. The transcript is spliced from 3 exons. The record is from RefSeq and is a predicted model, not a curated record. Lineage: Eukaryota; Fungi; Ascomycota; Eurotiomycetes; Eurotiales; Aspergillaceae.
AUGACAGGUUUGCACCUUGCAGCAUACUUUGGACUUGAGAGGACCACGUCAAAGUUGCUUGAGAGGAAUGCCGUCGUCGAUUCUCAGGAUGAAGAUGGCCGAACUCCGCUCUCAUGGGCGGCUCGGGAUGGAGACAAUGUAGUGGUGGAGCUAUUGCUUGAGAAUAAAACCGAGAUGGAAUCUUCCGAUAGUGAAUACACCCAGACUCUGCCCUCAGAUGGCAUAGACCCCACUGAGGAUGCUCUCGCCUUUGAGGACAAGCAGUCUGCUCCAGGACUGAAGCUGCUAAACGUCCAGGAUUCUUACGACAGUCUUUUCGUUCUACCUCGCGUCUGA